Messenger RNA from Pisolithus orientalis, 1134 nucleotides. RefSeq lists its product as uncharacterized. The record is from RefSeq and is a predicted model, not a curated record. NCBI's taxonomy places the organism in Eukaryota, Fungi, Basidiomycota, Agaricomycetes, Boletales, Pisolithaceae. The coding region runs from base 1 to 1134 and encodes 377 amino acids. The transcript is spliced from 10 exons.
AUGUUAACCCUCAGAAACAAGAUAAAGAACCUUGAUGUGAAUGUGAUGCUGAAAAUGCAUGAAUGGGUUUGGAAGAAGAAGGCAAUUCAGACUUGGUUUUGGACACUGAGGAAGGUGGUCAUGCACCAUCAAAAGAAAUCAAUCAAAAAAGUGUUGGAAGAAGCUGGGAUCAAGCAGGGAUCCACAGAAAUGAUCAAGUCUUAUCAGAAGGCCAUUUACACUGUCAUGAAGUCCCUUACUGCCAAGGAGAUACAGGAGGCCAAGGCAUUGGCCAAAGAAUGGAAUGAGCAGCAGCCACCUUGGGAUGUUCAGUCAGAGUACAUACCAUUUGGCAAUGCUGCCCAUCACUCACAAGAAACAGAACUGCAGAGAAGAAAGGCUGUAAAUAUGCUGAGGAAUUUGCUAAGGAAAUGUGGAAGUGGCACCGAUGCCGAGUCACCAGACAAAGAUGCCACUCCAUGGUCAAAGCAGAGAAAGAGCAAUGGGAAACCUAAAACCAUCCUGCUGGCACCAAAGUUGAAGGAUAUCAUGCAGACACUUGUGACAUUUCACUAUCGGAAGGCCUGCAGGAAUUCACAGUUUCUGCCACCUGAGGUUCCCUUCAAAGAGCCAAGUCAACUUACCCAGGAUGAGUUGACAGCAAUCUUGGAAUGGUGGCAAGAGCAAAAAGAGCAGCAUCCCAACAAUAUGUUUGGCUUCAAGAAGUGGAGAGAUGCUGGAGGAAAUGAUGGUACAGGCACAAGCAUGGUGGAUGAAGACACUGCAGAGGCAGUACCAUUGCCAGAUUUGGAUUCCCAGCAGUGGAUUGCUGGAUGCCAAGUGGCUGAGGGUGACACCUGCUGGCCAAUUGCCAUUGGCAAGGAACCACCAAAUGCCUGGUGGCAGGUUGUGGGUGGCAAUACAAGCCCUGUGCAACCUAUGCCAGAAGGCUGCCACAUUGAUUCACCUGAUUCUCUCUGCCUGGCAGAUCCAUUGGCAGUGCCAACAACUAUCAAGAGAGGCCAUAAACAGGAAGAUUCAAAGCACAAGUUGCCCAUUUCAUUGAUGAGUCAUACCCAUGCACUGGACCAGCAUAGACAAUGCAAGGGGUAUGUGGCAAUCAAAAUGGGUGUGGAAGGCACCAAAGUGGCCUGA